GGCAACUAUUUUACUUUAUUUAUGCUGCUGCUGAUCUUUGUCAUCAGUCAGGUCGCCAUCACCGGAAAUGAUUACUGGACCUCAUAUUGGACUACUUUGGAAGAAAUCAGGCGUACCGGAAAUAUUAAUGGCACCAAACAGUUCGAGAACAUGUACAAUAACAGCUUUCUUGGAUCAAUCUUCACAUUAAAUCCAGACGGCCUGCUCAGCACUAUGGAUGCCAUAUAUGUAUACACGUUCUGCAUCAUCGCCUGCACGGCUAUCACACUGAUUUGCAGUUUCUUCUUCAUGAAGGUCUGCAUGACCUCAAGCUGCAAUCUUCACAACACCAUGUUCUCCAAUCUGCUGCAGGCGCGCAUGUCUUUUUUCCACACCAAUUCCUCCGGAAGAAUUUUAAACAGAUUUUCAAAGGACGUGAGUGCCAUGGACGAGUUGCUGCCCAAAAAGACGUUAGAAACGAUUCAGAUAUUUCUCUCAAUUUGCGGUGUAAUUGUAAUAGAGAUUAUAAUUAAUCAAUGGAUGCUGAUACCGACAGUGUUUGUAGUUGUCCUAUUUUUCUUCGUGACGAAGUUCUACCUAAAAAUCGUUCAGAAUAUGAAACGUCUCGACGGCAUAACAAAGAGUCCAUUGUUUUCACACGUAAAUGAGACGUUGAACGGUCUGUCGACGAUCAGAAGCAGCGGCAAUGAAAUCGAGAAGAUGAUGCGAAAACAAUUCGAUGUGUUGCAAGACCGUCACAGCGGCGCAUGGUACCUCUUCUUAGCAUCCUCGACGUCCUUCAUUCUCUUUAUGAAUCUAAUCAUGAGCCUGUUUGUCGCUUAUAUUUGCUUCUCUUUAGUACUGAUGAAUAAGAAUG
Molecule: messenger RNA, 856 nt
Organism: Wasmannia auropunctata (little fire ant)
Lineage: Eukaryota; Metazoa; Arthropoda; Insecta; Hymenoptera; Formicidae
Product: probable multidrug resistance-associated protein lethal(2)03659
Exons: 3
Biological process (GO): transmembrane transport
Cellular component (GO): membrane
Molecular function (GO): ABC-type transporter activity; ATP binding
Source: RefSeq, a predicted model, not a curated record